AUGUCGUCCGACUCGAAGACACCUUCCAAAUCGAUCUUUGCAAAGCCCCCAGUCAAGAUCGUUGUGGGUAGUGAGGAACACGUUUACUACGUCCACCGUGGAACACUCGAGGUCCACCCCGCAUUUGAUGCCAGACUGAAGGCAUCAACUGACGAAUACGAGGAGGCGAUUGAUUGGAGCGGUUUUGACGAGCAGACAAUUGAUUGCGUAUUGAGCUUUCUUUAUACUGCAGGCUACCAAGCACCCCAAGUGACCUCCGUGGCAGAUGAGGAAGAUGAGGCAGAUGCGGGGGAAGAGGCCCCAGCGCAGGCUGAGGAAGAAGAUCAAGAGCAAGAAGAACAAGAAGUAGCGGUUGACGAAGCGGAGGAAGUGGAUGAAGAAAAUGAACCAACUUCACCACCUGAGAGCCCGCAGUCACAACCUUCAUGGCCACACUCACCAUCUCCAAUAUUUCCUGCCCGUGCAAGGUCACUGUCACCAGUUGCAGAGUCCUCCAUAGCCCCAGACUCCCCACCAUCAGAGGCCCUAUCAGAGCUCGACCUAAAUGACCGACCCCUCACUCCUCUGGAAUAUUGCGAUGGAGUCACCUUGGCCACGGAGCAGACCUCAGCACAAAAGGUCACCGACCAUGAAAAGCAAGACCAAGACCAAGAAGAGCCAGAACAAGAAACCGAAGGAAACAAUGCCGCCGAAAUUUAUCUCCACGCCAAAGUUUAUUCCUUCGCACGUCAGCUUGAAUUUGACAAAUUGGAGCAAUUCGCUCUAAACAGUCUUGCCCAGGUCCUUGUUUCCUUAGAGCAGACAGACAAGGUCCUUUUCCCGUAUUUGGUGGAUGCAAUCCGACUCAUCUACAAAACGACCAGUGCGGUCGACGAUGCAAGGAACUUGCUAUCUCAGUUCGUCGCACUGCGGUACACCACAUUGGUUGGAGAGGAUCUGGACGAACUUAUUACAGAGGGAGGAGAGUUUGUGGUCGAUUUGUCGCAUAAGCUUGCGAGAAAGCUGUCCACCAUUACGAUGGCAUUGAAGAGGGUUGAGUAUCUUACCCAGAAGAAUGAGGAGUUGAAGGCAGAAAGUGCAGAGAAAGAUAAGGAGCUGAAGACUUUGAGGGAGGAGGUUAGACAUGUGCCAGCACAGGGAUUUCCAGCUUUCACGUAUCAAAUUUGA
Molecule: messenger RNA, 1167 nt
Organism: Penicillium crustosum
Lineage: Eukaryota; Fungi; Ascomycota; Eurotiomycetes; Eurotiales; Aspergillaceae
Exons: 3
Coding region: 1-1167 (388 amino acids)
Molecular function (GO): protein binding
Source: RefSeq, a predicted model, not a curated record